GUGCAGCAGACGGUUCAGGAAGUUUUUGGUCGUGCUCCUAGCAAAUCUGUGAACCCUGAUGAAGCAGUGGCUAUUGGAGCAGCUAUCCAGGGCGGUGUCUUGGCUGGUGAUGUCACCGAUGUGCUUCUGUUGGAUGUGACACCGCUGUCAUUAGGUAUUGAAACUUUGGGUGGAGUUUUCACCAAACUUAUCAACAGAAACACCACCAUUCCCACCAAGAAAAGCCAGGUGUUCUCAACGGCAGCUGAUGGACAGACGCAGGUGGAAAUCAAGGUGUGUCAAGGAGAAAGAGAGAUGGCAACAGACAACAAAGUGCUGGGUCAGUUCAGUCUGGUGGGGAUACCUCCUGCCCCCCGAGGAGUUCCCCAGAUUGAGGUCACCUUCGACAUCGAUGCUAAUGGUAUUGUCCACGUCUCUGCCAAGGACAAGGGCACUGGCCGGGAACAGCAGAGUAAGUCAUCAAUGUAACAAGUUCAGAUAUAG
This is a messenger RNA of Cynoglossus semilaevis (tongue sole), 483 nucleotides long. RefSeq names its product stress-70 protein, mitochondrial-like. The annotation marks the transcript as partial. The transcript has 2 exons. Gene Ontology annotation, molecular function: ATP binding; ATP-dependent protein folding chaperone. Lineage: Eukaryota; Metazoa; Chordata; Actinopteri; Pleuronectiformes; Cynoglossidae. The record is from RefSeq and is a predicted model, not a curated record.